Messenger RNA from Stegodyphus dumicola, 7842 nucleotides. RefSeq lists its product as uncharacterized. The record is from RefSeq and is a predicted model, not a curated record. NCBI's taxonomy places the organism in Eukaryota, Metazoa, Arthropoda, Arachnida, Araneae, Eresidae. Gene Ontology annotation, biological process: positive regulation of transcription by RNA polymerase II. Gene Ontology annotation, cellular component: nucleus.
GCUUUGAGACGCCAUAUUGGUGAAAUUGUUAAUAAUCAUCUGCUUGUAUGAAAAAUGAUUUGUGCUCAAGGCAUCACGUUGUAAAUAUUGAAUUGUAGAUCUCAUAAUGUGUAAGAUUUAAGGUUAUACAUAGGUGUUGUAACCGUUAUUGUGUGAUGUGUGUUUACACUAUGUAUUUCAAAAAACCCGCUGUUUGUAUGUAGCUGUGAUGAUAAAAGGUGGGUUGCCUAACGGUAAAAUUCACUCGCCAAAUUGAGUGAUAGCGUUCACAUUCUAUCCAUUUUGCCGGUGUUAUAUACUAAAAAAAAUGUACAACUUUAGGUAUUGUUCUGUAAGAAUUAUUUCGAAAUGCUGUUCUUACAUAUUAUGGUAUUAUGUUUAAUGUAAAUAACACAUCUGAAUGAGAAGCUUGCAAUCAGCAAGUAGUGAAUUGUCAUAUCCAUACUUGCACUGUUCUCAUGCAACGAUGAUAUAAUUGCUGUAUUUAAUCAAUCAAAAAAUAGUUGUGCAGGUCAAAUCUUUGUGAUAUGGAUGGAAAAUAAUUUUAGAAGCAUUGCAAUGAUACUAGUGCAUAAAAGAUCAAUAUGUAUAUAAGUUAAUUAUCAUUAAAUAUACUAUACAGAAUUUCUAAAAUUGAAAAGUAAUUGAAUUUAUUUCUGAAAAUUUGUGUUUAAGAUGGAUUCUGUGAUUAAUGGAGAAGUAGCAGAAAAUUCUCCUGAUAAACAGAAAGAUGCUGUUAGUGCAUUGCUUAGUUCUGUCAACAAACUAAUAGAACCUCAUCUUUCUAAAGAAGUUGAAACCAACCCUGAAGCCGAAGUGGCAGAACAUAACAAUGAAAAUUUACCUAAAGGCAAGGAUGCAACUCAAAGUAAUAACAAUUCUGUUUCUGAUUCCACUUCAGAUAGCUUUCCUGGUUUGCCAGUACCAUUUUUCAAGGAAGUUACAAGGUCUAGGACAAAAGAAAAUGGAUUGCUGAGUGAAUCAUGUCAGAGAGAAAUAUGCUCCUUAUCAAAGGAUGUAAAAUGUAGUUCUCCUUCACCUGAAGGUGAAGUAAAAACUGUAGUUGAACAAUCUAGUGAAAUAAAUGCAUGUGAAAUGUCACCUUCUUCAAAAGAACAGUCUUCAUUCAAGUUUGGUGAUAAAGUGGAAUCAGAAAUUAAAUCUCUCAAUUCUUGUGAAAUACCUUGCUCAAUGAGUGAAAUUAGUACUGUUAAUUUUUCUGUUCAAAGUAAAAAAAGUGAUAUAAAUAAUAAAGGCCUUGAAUUGGAAGAUACAACACAUUUGAUUAAUGAAACUGAAUGUAAAAAUGAAACUGAAAGCGCACGGAUUAGUUCAAGCGAACCAUCCAUUUUAAGUCAGAAGGAAGGGCUAAAUGAUAUAAAUAGUACACUCACUCUUUCAGGAAAAGAAACUCAAAUCUUGUCACCUGAUGUUACUAGAGUUAAGGAUCAUGAAGGUAUAGCUAAAUCAUCUGUAAAGCAACCAUUAAACUUUUCAUUUCUUCCCAAAGUUUGUGAUUUAGAAAGUCAAAUAAAAGAUGUAGAGAGAAACAGUUCAAAAGAAUAUCCACAUCCAUAUAAUUUUCCUUUGACUCAACCAGAGCAGCCUUUUAAGCAUACAUCAGUUCACUCACCAUCUCCUUCAAUUACAAAUACAAGUUUGGUUGAAAAUAUUACUAAUAAACCUAUGGAUUUCAAUUUACCUAAUUUCAAUUACCCACCUGAUAGUUUAAAGCCAAUUGAGUGUAAUGAGAACAAUUUUACCAAUUCUAAUCCACUUGAAAAAUUGAAUGAGCACUUAAAUUCAAUUGGAUUUGACAAAGAUCGCAUACAUUCUUAUGCACAAAUGGAAGAUAUUCCAUUGACAAAGUCUUCACAUUUUUUAACUCAAAAACCUGACCACUUUAGAAGCUGUACAAAAGAAAAUAAGGAUGACCAUGUGGGUAAUUCACAUGAUAGAUUAACUAGUGAUCCUUCUGACAGUUUUGUAUAUACAGAAAUUUCCAAAGAAGAAACUGGUUUUCCAGACGUUUUUACAGAUAUGGUAACAAUUGGUAAAUAUAUAUCUGUCAAAGGCGAUUUUACUCUCCGAAGUACAGAAGCUCUCAUUGAAAGCCCUUCCUUAGUAGCCCCUUAUCUUUUAAAAGAACCAGAUACAUUUCCUCCUAAAGAGAAAGAAUCUAAAACUGAAACUAAGGAUUUCUUUCACACAGCUGCAGGAGAGCUUCUCAUUGGAAUAGGUUUGAGUCGUGUUAAUGAGUGGUUUCACCGGGACAUGACAAGAAUAAAGAAGAGGCAAAUUAAAAGAGAAGGCAAGCUUCCUCAACUUGAAGAAGAACUUGUGCUGCAUGAAAAUCAUUAUGCUGAAGCAAAAAAAGCAAACAGUGUAUAUUCUUUUCCUUUUAAAGCAUGUAAAACAUGUGGUUUUAGUACUGAAUCAUCUAUAGUAAUGGAAGGACAUUUAUUAGUACCACACAUUACUGCACGUAGAGAAUAUCAGUGUAAUUUUUGUGAAGUUGUCAGUCGUGACCCUAAAGGAAUGUUGGACCACAUGCUAACCAUACAUAAGAAAACAGGUCGCAUUCAACCUCCUGUUCUAUUCUUUGAAUGUCCAUACUGUUCUUUCGAAAGCAAUUCUAAAGUAAAAUUGAACACUCAUUUAACAAAAUGUCAAAGAUUCUUUGAUAACGGCGUAAAUCAAGCUCCACCGAAAGACUUUGAAUACCCAGCCCUUACACCUAAACCUAUUACUGUAGCUGUUGUUAAAGCAUAUGAAAAAUCUCUGAGCUCAAUGCAGAGGGGUAGGGGACGUCCCAAGAAAGUAGAUACUAUUUCUGAUUCACUUCAGCAUAUGAAUCAGUUUUCAUCUAAUAUUAGUCAUUCACCAUUAAUUCCCAAUCAUCUACCUUCUUAUAGGCCUAGCGCAACAUCUCCUUUAACAGAUAAUAUGCCAAUACAGAAUCAGAUGAUGCCGCCUAUGCAAAUGCCUGGAAUGAACUUACGACCUGCUCACUCCAGCAAUCUAUCUCAACUUGGUGCUUCGAUGCCUCCUCCUCCUAUGCAUAUGCCUCCUCCUAAUCAUUUUUUCCAAGUUGUGAAUUCCAGUGGACAAAUAAUGCCCGUUCUAGGAAACAGUCACUUAGUCACUUCACCUUCACAAUUUCCUUUCUCAUCAACUCUUGUUAACAGCGGACAAAAGAAAUUACCUACACCGCCAUCACCAUUUUUUAAUACUUUAUUUGGAAGUGGACUGCAUCAACAAACUUCUCCCAAGAAUAUUCCUGAUAUCACCAUAACUCCACUACCUAAACUGCAAGGCCCAUAUCCUGUUCCUCUUAUCAAGCCAUCCACACCCUCAGGUAAUUCAUCCUUGCAGUCUAGUAGUUUGGUAGUGUGUGAAAUAUGUGAUGGGUACAUAAAAGACCUUGAACAGCUACGUACGCAUAUGCAACUCAUUCAUAAAGUAAAAAUUCAUCCAAAAAUGUUAAUUAGUAGACCUCCAUUAAAUUGUCAAAAGUGCCAGUGGCGUUUUUUUACAGACCAAGGUCUGGAGCGCCAUCUUUUGGGUGCUCAUGGCCUUGUAACUUCUAACAUGCAAGAAUUAGCAAAUAAAGGUAAAGAUGCUGGCUGUUGUACAAUUUGUGGAAGAGUCUAUGCAAGUAAACUGGUUAGCCAUAUGAACCAAGUGCAUAAAAUUACAUUAAAACCUGCUCACCUUUCAUAUAAAUGUACUGUUUGUUCUGCCACCUUUAAUCUGUAUAGGUUGUUUGAAAAUCAUGUGUAUCUAGUUCAUAGUGGUGCAGCCAAGCGUGCAGCUGAUGGUAGCACAAAUGCUUCCAAAAGGCUUAAAGGUCCUAAUUUUGAAAAAGACAGUUUACUUUCAGAAGAUAAUAAAAAAGAAAAAAGGACAACAAAAAGUGGAGAAGAAAAUAUAAAAAAAUGCAAAGAAUGUGGAAAUGAUAUCACCUCCGGAACACAAACUGAGAAAUGUGAGAAGUGCCUAAAAUCGUCAUAUGAACUGGUUCAGGGUACUGACACUAACCAAACUUUCAAAGAAGAGCUUAGGAAAAAAGAUAGAAGCAUUGAUAAAAUUGCUUUGUAAAUUAUAAAAUGCAUUCAAAAAAUCAUGACAAAUUAUCACAUUCAAGCUAAUGAAAAUUCAUUUUUUUAUUAUAUCAAAUAUUUUUCAAUCUGGCAUUUCAGCUGGGUAUUCAAAUACUUGGCAGUGCAAAUGAUUUUUCAUCUGUAAUGUUAAUCCAUCAUUGUGACUGUUCUGUGUAAAUAUAAUUGUGUGUUUGUCUUUGAAUUUGACACAAUGCAACUUUGUGAAUAAGUCCUCUGAAACUGUUUUUUCUAAAUUUCUUUGUACUUUGUCUCAAAUUUAAAUAUUUUUAAGUGGAAGGAAUGUGCUUUUGAACUUUCAAUGAGUAUUUCCUAAAAUGCAAAGAAGGUUAACCAAAGAAUUGGUAAAUAGAAAUGCAGCAAAUUGUUUUUUAAGCUUUUCUGUGAUUUUAAAUAUAUUUAUUUAAAAAUUUGGUGAUUAUCAUUCAGGAAAUUGGUAUCUGUUAAAUCUAAUUAAGAAAUGAUAAUUGGUAAUUUUACCAAGUCAGAAAAAGUUUUUGUUCAUUUUUUAUUUUUAGCCAAAACUUUUCAUACUCAUUUAUGGUAUUUCUGAUUGUGUAAUGUUGUUAUUCCAUAUUGAGCAUGUUAAAAUGAUGAAGCGUUAAAUAUACUUGCCCAUAAUAGAAUUUAUAAUUUCAUAGUAGAAUAAAAAUGUUAUGUUGGUUGUUUUUACUGUAAAGUUGUAGUGUGCAGAUUCCUGUUACCAUUAUAAAAUAUCUUUGCAUUAAUUUUAUGGUUUUAAUCUAAUUAAUAGUUGCUAUUUAAUUCAAUUUAGAUUCAUUCUAAGUACUUGUAAUUUGUGGGUGAUACAUAUUUCUCAGAAACUAAAGGUGGAUUGUAUGCUGCAUUUAUUUAAAUGUGCAAUUGUAAACAGACCAUAAAAUUGUACUCCAAAAUUUUUUCAUUCUGUUGCUUUUAUUGGCUUCAUUUGCAACUACAGAUGGCAGAAGUAUACAGUCAGCUCCUAAUUAACUGGGUAGUACCAGGAGCAUUGCCCACAGUUUGAGGAGAACUGACACAGGAAUAACUGUAUAUAUAUAUAUAUAUAUAAAGAUAAAUAGAAAAAUACUAUUAACAAUUUACCUGUAUUUUUAGGAGUUUAAGCUAGAAGUAAAUUCAUUUAAUUAUGUAAAUUAAAUCAAUAUUUGGAGCAAAAUGAACACAUUGUUAGUAAUGGCAUAAUAAACAUUUGUGAAGAAAUUAAGUUAUAAAUGACGUUAAAGAACAAUAUUUAUAAUACAACUUGAAGAAUGCCAUCAGUUCAAACUUGCAUAAAAAAUCAGUAAGUCAAUCUUUUUAUUAUUAUUAUUUAUUUUUUAUCGUGCAGCAUUUACACAUUAUGGAUUACAUACAAUUAAAUUAUAUGACUUGUGACUUGUCUUUCUGUGAUAUCGGAUCAAAUCCACAAAUUUUAGAGUGGCUAAGAGUGCAAGUGUUACAUCUGCCAUUGGUGUAGACUUUUGACAGGGUGACAGUACAAACUUGCUUAACUUUCCAAAUUUUGAAGGAGAAUCUCCCAAGGAACAGAGGCCCACCAGGAAUCACCUUAUAAAUAGCUGUGUCCAGGAUUUGAACUUGGGUCAAAGGCUAAGGUAGUUUUCUCCCCUUCCACCAUGCUCGUAGGAUGUCUUAAAUUAUUUUGUGUACAAAAUGUAAAUUUACAGAUAAAAGCAAUAAAAAAAAAAAAAACUAAGACAUCAUCUGCUAGUACUGCUGAGAUGCCAUGCUUUUAUUUUGUGGGCAGUUUGGAUUUGUGAUGAUAAUUUCUCCAUCACUGUACGAUAAACAAACUUAACAUUUUCUUUUAGACAGGCCCAGUUAAUGAGAAAAUGACUGUGAUAUGAUUUGUUCUGUUUCUUCCUCUUUGCCAUUUGAGUUCAUCAUUUCUAAAUUCUUUAAUGUCAUAAUGAUAAGGUAGUGACUUAGAAACAAAGAAGAUUCACUUAUAUUGCAGCUUAAUUGAAACAUUUUUCGCUGUACAUAUAUUUUUCAUAUGUAUUGCAUUGUACAUUUAAUUUAAAAUACAUAAAAAUAUAUGUUUUAUUUGCAUUUAUUACAUAUUUAAUAAUUAUCUCUUUCUCAACACCACCAUUAAUUUAGCUUAUUAAUUUUAAUGCAUGUAAGAUAAAUUAUAAAGCAUGUAUAGCUGACAUGGUUCUUUGGAAAUUUGAACCCAAAAGAAAAAGCUAUUUUACUGAGGUAAAAUACUGAAAUUUCAUUUUAUUUUUUAAGUAUGAAAUCUAAAAGUUUCUCAUGCUUAAUUAUAUAGAAUCAUAACCAACUUCUGAUAGUAAAAUUUAUAUGCAUAAUAUGAAUUUCAGCAGUCUUAAAAAAUAUCAUAAAUUCUGAUCAGAGCCUGGUUAAGAUAAUCUGGAACCAUAGGUGCAAGUGUUCCACCCCCCCUAGUAUUCGUUUUCCUUGUUUUGGGAGAACAAGAUUUUGUAAGACGUGAUUAUUUUAGGUUCCCUAAAUUCUGAGAUAUUAGGUCUGGACCUUGUUCUAGAUGUUAAUCAGGCUCUAUUUCUUUGCAGUACUUAUGAAAUUUUAGAUCUAAAACAGAUUUUUAGAAGUAUAAUUUCUAGAUUAAUUUGUUGAUUUAAGUAAUUAUACUGUGUUUACUCAAAAAUAACCCCCCUUUUUUCUUAUAUUUUGAAAUUUGUUAGGAUCUUAUAAUUGGGAGUUUUGAUAAAUGAAACUAUGGAAUGAGGGAAAGAAUUUUAAUUAUAUUAUACAGAAUAAUUACACUUUUUAAAUACUCAGUAAACCACAUAGGAAAUAACCACAUUUAUGAUAUUCUAGAUAACUCUCACUAAUUAUGUUAACCACAUCUAGUUGAGAAAUUUCAAUUUAAGUCUGUAUUUACUAUGCUACUAUACUGCCUAAAACAAAUACUGCUACUGAAAGCAUGAGAUAAGAUUCCAUGCGUGAGAAAUAAAAGAGGGAGCUGUCAGUUGAACCGCGGCUUCCAGCGCAUUUCCAAGAUGUGCGCUAUCACUGGUGGCUUUGAGUUGCGUGCAGCUUGAAUGUUUUAUGAACAUAAAAAAGCUACUCAGUUGAUCCUACUAGUAGUCAUAUGCUUGUCUCAAAGAUUAAGCCGUGCAUGUCCAAGUAUAUGCCGUAUUAAGGUGAAACCACGAAUGAUUAAUUAAAUCAGUUAUGGUUCCGUGGAUAGUACCUUACUACUUGGAUAACUGUGGCAGUUACAGAGUUUAUGCAUGCAGCAGAUCUCCUCCUACCCUCUAAUGACGAGCACUUUUAUUAGACCAAAACCAAUAAGACUUUUUGUUUCCAUAUUAUGUGGUGAGUCUGUAAAUGAGUAGCAAUGUCUUUGGGUCUAAUCUAAUUGUACCAUUGUUCUAAGGGAAUUCUGAAGGAAGAGGGAAAGUUAAGAUUCUGUUUUUCAGAAUUCUGCAUAAUGAAAUAAAUAUUCAUCUGUAUAUGUAGUUCUUAAUUUUUUUCUAGGAAUUUAAGGAGGGUCUUGUUUUUGAGUAAAUAUGGUACGUAGCUUAUGAAUGUAAUUUCAGUGUUAUUGCAUACAUCAUCUUCCUGGACAUUCCUCUGUACAAAUUGCAUCAGCCAUUAUAUUUAACACAAAACCACAGAUCAGAGUAAUGGGGCACAUAUUUGCUAUCACUUUGCUUGUUGUUUUUAUUUUAUGUGCUGAUUUUAAAUUAAGAUUGAUAAAUAAGAUAAUCUUUGGAAAUAAAGUGUCUGAAAACUA